This is a messenger RNA of Phymastichus coffea, 2259 nucleotides long. Its product is annotated as synaptic vesicle glycoprotein 2B-like. Bases 162 to 1793 code for a protein of 543 amino acids. NCBI's taxonomy places the organism in Eukaryota, Metazoa, Arthropoda, Insecta, Hymenoptera, Eulophidae. Gene Ontology annotation, molecular function: transmembrane transporter activity. The transcript has 11 exons. Gene Ontology annotation, biological process: transmembrane transport. The record is from RefSeq and is a predicted model, not a curated record. Gene Ontology annotation, cellular component: membrane.
UAUAGUGUAUAGUGACAAAGUUGGCAUCCAUAAGCGUUACGGCUCUGGCUACAAAAUAUCUUCGUCAUCGACUUUUCGCGUGAUAGCGAUCAUCAUACAUCUGAAUAUAUACUAACGAUCCAAGCUUUUAUGGCGCAUUUAAGCUACAGCUGUUAGUCAAAAUGGAAACGUCUGAUCAACUACCAGCCGACGUAACUCACCACGAUUCGAGCAAAAUGACACCUGAAACAACAAAUACUCCUCCCAAGAAAGCAAACUUUGAAGAAGCCGUGGCGGCUACUGGUUACGGAAAAUUUCACUAUCUCUUAUAUCUGGCUAUAAUUCCUGCUUCGUGGGCAUCUGGUUUUGAUACAACUGCAGUUUCUAUGAUAUUACCAUCUGCAGAAUGCGACUUAAAUCUCAAUCUUUAUCAAAAAGGCGUUUUAAAUGCAAUUGUUUAUGCAGGAAUGGUUAGCAGUGCUUUAUUAUGGGGAUUUGUAGCAGAUUCGUUUGGGAGAAAACCCAUAGUUUUUUAUGGUUACCUCCUUGAUUCAAUAUUGAAUAUUAUGAGCGGCUUUUCAUCAAAUUUUCUAGUCCUGGCAUUUUUCAAAUUCAUUACUGGCUUUGUUGUCAGUGGGCCAUACGCUUCUGUCUUGACAUAUUGCGCUGAAUUUCAUUGUACCAAAGAGAGGCCGAGAGUAACAAUGCUUAUUGGAUUUUUCCUUACAAUGGGUAGCAUUGCCAGCCCAGCUAUAGGGCUGGCGAUCAUACCACAGAAUUGGUCGUUCGCUAUAAUGAAUUAUGAAGUUCACGCUUGGCAAAUCUAUCUAAUGAUUUGUGGUCUGCCUGUUCUUUUUGGAUCAUUAUGUAUUGGCUUUUUUCCAGAAAGCCCAAAGUUUUUAAUGAGCCAGGGUCGUAAUCAAGAGGCUCUUGAAGUUUUUCAAACAAUUUACGCAAUCAAUACGGGUAAAUCGUCUCAUUCGUAUCCAAUAAAAGAGUUGGCGGAUGAGGUCACGACUACUUCUGAUUCAAACAACAGAGUGAGCGUCCAAAACAAAGAUUUGAAAGCUUCUAUCCAUGAUGGCCUCUUACAGAUGAAACCAUUGUUCUUAGGAUCAUACUUCCUUAGGUUGUUAUUAGUACUCACUAUUCAAUUUGGUGGCAUGUUAAGUACUAACACUCUGCGUCUGUGGCAACCACAAUUAUUUGCAAUAAUGGCAGAAUCCAAUCAAAACAAUCAAACGAAUCGAACCGACGUAGCAUUCUGUCAAAUUAUUGAUCAGUCUAUACUUUCACAUAUCCAGGAUAAUGUAUCAAAUAUCGCCCUUAAUGUUACAGAAAGUCCGACAUGUAUUCGGAAAAUUGUUGAAAAUUCAGUCUACACCAACACGAUGAUAAUUUCGUCUGCAUCUCUUUUCUUUACAUUUCUGGCCGGAACACUUGUCAGUGUGAAGAGAAAUAAGUACCUUUUACUGAUCUGCUACUUCGUGGCUACAUGCUCUACCAUAUCUUUAAUUUGGUCGAAAAAUGCAAUCUUAACUUUAUUUUUUAUGAGUCUUUUCGUUGGCUGUUUGAGCGCCACAGUGCAGUUGUGUUCAAGUGUAACCGUUACGCUAUUCCCAACAACGAUGAGAACUAUGGCUGUAAGUCUAACAAUGAUGACUGGACGUAUUGGCUCUUUAAUCGGAAAUAUAUUAUUUCCGGUUUUUCUCCAAUAUGGAUGUAUUGUUGCUCUGUUGAGUAUAUCAUCUUUAGUCGCAGUUGCUUUUAUAUUAACACUAUUUAUUCCUAAGCCCAGAGGGGUAGUUAAUUGAUCGACACAAACAUAUUACAAGACGAAUUGGAAAAGUAGUUGGCAAUGCUAUUUUUCAAUUCUAUCAAUAAUUUUUAAAUAACUUCCGAACGAUUGCGUGAUAAUACUCUAACAGAUAGUAAAACGUCUAUUUGUAAGUAACGAGUAACGCAAGAUUAACUUUUUCGAAAAUAGUCGACUUUAAGUUCAUUUUUUGUAAUAACUCGCAAAGUUAUGAAUUACAAUUAUCAUUCAGUCUUACGAGCUCGUUCUAAAAAUUCAGACAAUCAAAAGAAUUCCAUUCAUUGUCAGAUAUUUUUAUUGUAGCUUGUAAGACCGAAUAACUUUUGUAAUUUAUGAUUAAAUGACGAACUCUCAUAUUUUAAUUUUCGCAAUAUUAUGCUUCAAUUUUAUAAUAAAACGGAACUUUUUUGCUAGUGUACCCUUUCAAAUAAAUCCCAUCCCAUUCAGAAAUAUGCGCAAAUAUA